Messenger RNA from Ascoidea rubescens DSM 1968, 1646 nucleotides. RefSeq names its product dolichyl-diphosphooligosaccharide-protein glycotransferase (gene WBP1). Gene Ontology annotation, cellular component: endoplasmic reticulum membrane; oligosaccharyltransferase complex. The transcript has a single exon. Lineage: Eukaryota; Fungi; Ascomycota; Saccharomycetes; Ascoideales; Ascoideaceae. The coding region runs from base 74 to 1570 and encodes 498 amino acids. The record is from RefSeq and is a predicted model, not a curated record.
CGCUGCUUCUCUGCUGUCGAUUUUCGGUUGAAGACAAGGAAUUGUUGUUUAGGUGUUACAAGAAGAAUUGAAGAUGCUAUUUUCCAGCCUUCUAUUGUUGGUUCUCAUAUCAUUGUCCUCCUUGGUGUUGGCCACAUCGAAAAAGCUUUUGCUAGUUCAUGAUGAAUCAAUUGAUUUGAAAAGUGACUAUUCAGUUUUUAUUGGUGAUCUAGCAGGCAAUUCCAAUUAUCAACUAAGUUACUUAAAUGUUGAUGAUCUGACGCAAUUGCUGGCUUUCAAGAUUUUAAAUGAAAAUGUGCAAAACCUAUAUGACAAUUUAAUUAUUUUCCCUUUACAAUCCCAAAAAAAUUUCAACAGAAAGGUUUCUUCCUCUGAUUUAAUCAAUUUCAAUAAUAACAAUGGUAAUAUAUUUAUAAUUACUAAUGAUUUGAGUUUGAAUACUGAGGUUCGACUUUUUUUAAAUCAAUUAGGUAUUUAUCCAUCCCCAAAAUAUUACAAGAUUUUUGAUCAUUUCAAUUAUUAUCAACAAGAAAACCAAGAAGAUAACAAUAGCGAAGAUCUUCAUGAUACCUUAAAAUUAUCAACAAAUGAGAUCUUGAAUAACAAUAUUGUCUCCAAAAUUGAUGACGAAUUAAUACUAUAUAAGGGCGCAUCAGCUAUAAUUUCAAAUAACGAAUUAAUUGUGCCAGUUUUAUCGUCUUCAAGAACUGCUUUUAAUUUCAAUAAAAAAAAGUCAAUUGACUAUGAUUUGACCUCCUUAUCUGAAGAUUUAACUUGGUCACUUGGAAAUCAAAAUUACUUGAUUGCAUCUUUUCAAUCCUUAUUGAAUUCAAGAGUGUCAUGGAUUGGUUCUAAUCUAUUUUUAUCAAACGAAUUUUAUUCAAACUCUAAAGACAAUAAUAGAAAGGUUGUUAACGAUUUAAUUAGUUGGACUUUUCAAAAUAAAUCGAUUUUAAAGAUUGAUUAUAUCGAGUAUUACAAGACAAAUAAUAAUUCAGUAAACAAAAGAAUUUCCAAUGAUUCAUUUAAAGAGCUUGAUGAAAUAAUUUAUAAUAUUGCCAUUGAAGAAUUUGAUGGGAAAGUUUGGAAACCAUAUGUUGCCAAUGAUCUUCAAUUGGAAAUUAUAAUGUUGGAUCCUUACUAUAGGAUUACUUUAAAACCAAUUGAAUUAGAUUCCAAGGUUUUAUCAUUUAAUGAUUAUUCCAGUUUAGAUUCUACAUCGAAUUUAACAUUUUAUUCACAAAGAUUUGAUAGCAAUAACAAUAAUUUAAUUAGUCGGUUGAAAAACUCUGGGAUUUAUACAUCAAAUAAAGUUAGAUUACCAGAUCAGCAUGGUAUUUUUAAAUUUAAAAUCAAUUAUGAAAGAAAAGGAUUGACAUUUUUAAAACAUGAACAUAGUUCGAUUGUUCGAAAUUUAGCCAGUGAAGAAUUCUCAAAAAGUUGGGAGAUAUCCAAUAGUAGAGUUUAUUUGACAUCAAUUUUUUCAUUACUUUUUGUGUGGUUAAUAUUUACUAAUUUAGUUUUAUAUAGUAUCAAAGAUAAAUUUUUGAAAACCAAAAAGAAUGUUUAGGUAUAAACGAUUCAAUUCAGUCUAAUCCGAUUCCUUUUUAUAAUUAAUAAAUAUCAAUUAAACAACAAUAAUACUA